This is a messenger RNA of Nycticebus coucang (slow loris), 1034 nucleotides long. RefSeq names its product mitochondrial matrix import factor 23 (gene MIX23). Gene Ontology annotation, cellular component: mitochondrion; mitochondrial intermembrane space. The coding region runs from base 322 to 720 and encodes 132 amino acids. The record is from RefSeq and is a predicted model, not a curated record. NCBI's taxonomy places the organism in Eukaryota, Metazoa, Chordata, Mammalia, Primates, Lorisidae. The transcript is spliced from 7 exons.
UCUCUAGAUUUCCUCCUGGAACGCCGGGUUUGUGUGACCAGAAAAUUACUUCUUUAUUGCGGCGCUGCAGACACCUUUGCUCCACGGUGAUUGGCCUGCAGCGGGGUCCGCGCGUUUGUCCAAUAUGGCGGCGCCCAGUGGCGGUGUGAACUGCGAGGAGUUCGCCGAGUUCCAGCAUCACAUAAUGACUUUAAAAUGUCAUCUGCUGAGAGCUCAAUCGAUUCCACUUAUACAGCUAGUUCUUGGUGACACCAACUAAGUGAAGCUGAAAUGGGCUAUGGGAGUGUGAUGUCAUGAUUCUCAAAGGAAUUACUCAAGGUGAUGAGGACAAUUGAUGACAGAAUAGUACAUGAAUUAAACACUACGGUUCCAACAGCUUCCUUUGCAGGGAAAAUUGAUGCCAGCCAAACCUGUAAACAACUUUAUGAGUCUUUGAUGGCAGCUCAUGCCAGUAGGGACAGAGUCAUAAAAAAUUGUAUAGCCCAGACCUCAGCAGUAGUAAAAACCCUCCGAGAAGAGAGAGAAAAGAAUUUGGACGAUUUAACGUUAUUAAAGCAACUUAGAAAAGAGCAGACAAAGUUGAAAUGGAUGCAGUCAGAAUUGAAUGUUGAAGAAGUUGUAAAUGACAGGAGCUGGAAGAGACAGUCUCGCUUUGUCGCCCUCCUUAGAGUGCUGUGGCGUUAUAGCUCACAGCUACCUCCAGCUCUUGGUCUUAGGUGAUUCUCUUGCCUCAGCCUCCCUAGUAGCAGGGACUACAGGUGCCCGCCACAACGCCCAGCUAUUUUUUGUUGCAGUUUGGCCGGGGCCGGGUUUGAACCCACCACCCUGGAUCUUUGAGACCAGCACCCUACUCACUGAGCCACAGGUGCCACCCAUCUCUCUUAAUGGUUUUUCCUUAAAUAAUUUAAUUUUAUUAAAAAUACAGUAGAACCUCGAUAGCUGACCACUCCCUACAUUGAUCACCUCCUUAAGUUGACCUAAUUUUCAUAGACUGGACAUGCAUCACAUGUACAUAUUAGUACAGUGGGCCUAGU